UAUAUCACUAGCGGAACCGAACAUACCCGAACAGCCGAAGUUACACGAAGUGCCAGUGCUCUCCCCUUACCGCUAAUCUCAGCUUCCCCUCGUAAAAGGCUCCGUCCAUAUAUCCCUAUGUCAAUGUUAUAUACUUACACCAUGUGUUUACGUACCAGAACGAUCGAAUCGACAUACUUACAUCCAAACGUGAGGGCACCUCGCCUCACGAAAUUCAUACGUUACUGAGAAUACUCGUUCAUGCGCAUGUGCGGAAGGUAUAUCUCACCUACGAGUUCCUAUAGCGUUUCAUUUCGAUUUCGUCUCGAGUGAGGAGCACGAUAUCAUCGUAAUAGAUUCAUUUAUACCGUUCAUUUAUACUGUUGUUUUGAAUUUUCUUCGCAAUAACCAUGAUAUCAGAUCUUCCCGUCGAACUGAUAACCAUCAUUCUACGUAAUGACGGUAUCAGUAUACAAGAUUCCGUAAAUUUUUCGUCCACGUGCAAGCAUUUUCAUGAGAUGCUCAAAGAGAACAACACAUUGUGGCGACGGAUAUUUUAUCAGAGAUGGCCACGUUUAAAAAUAGUCUACGAAAAAGAGAUACGUAAAGGGUAUGUAGAUUUUAGAGAAUUAAUAAAAGAACGUGUGCAAUGUGGGAAAACAUUACGGCCUUUCCUAUCACAGAUGAGCAGAAAAUAUUACUAUCAGAAUUGCACGUGUCAGUAUCGCUUAGAGACAUUUAUUGAUGGACCUUUGAAACGGUGUCGUUGUUACAAUAAUGUGAACUGGGAAGAUUUUUAUUCAUUGAUUAAUCCAAAUGAUCUAACACAUCCUUUAAAUUGUACUUUGCUUAUGGAUGAGUUAACAAGUAUACUUGAACAGCCACUGAGUGCAUAUAGAGAUUUAACAAAUAUUUAUUAUGGUGAACAGCUUCUUCCACACUUCAAGCAUUAUCACCUAACAAACGUGUGGCAGGAAUUUAGAAACCGCCCUGCUGAACAGCAGGUAUUGGAAGAAGUCCUGGCCAUUGUCGCACAAUGGUUUCAACCAGAGAGGAAUAUCUGUUACUCUCACAUACAAACGGAGUUAGAUAAUAUCGCAGAAGAGGCCUUGAUACAUCUCAGAAAGCAAAACCCUUUGCAUCCAAUAUUCGCAGAAUCUCAUGAACAGUUUUCUCUUUGGAAGCAUGAAAAUAUCGAGGAAAAUCAGUGGAACGAUAGCAAUGGGAGAGAAAUUCUGAAUAUCCUUUACAAGAUAUUCGUAACUGAAUUAAAUAUUCAUGGAAUUGCAUCUCCCAAAUACAGACUUUCCUCUCAAGUAUACCUUCUUCUAAUUUAUAUUUUUGGAGAAAAAAUGAGUAAUCACGUUAUAUCUCUGACGAUUGUAUUCCAAGGUGUCGCAAGAAGACUUGGUAUACGCUGCGAUCUGGUACCUUGUAAGACAUAUUUUGCACAUUAUUUGGGUCUGGACGAGCCAGAUCAUUGUUAUUUAAGCUGGAAACCAAAGUGCAAUGUAACAAACCCUGACGAAAAAGAGCGUUUUUAUAUCGACAUCUCAGAUAAUGACAUUCUCAGUACAAAUGACUAUCCUACGAUAACUCCACCCAGUAACACUAAACGAUGUCUCUCAACAGAGUUUGAAACAUUUUACAGUUCUAUAAAUCUGAUAUUGGAAUUGGCUAUGUCCACUGCAGUACAGACAAGAUUUAAUUCUUCUUUAAUUGGGCGAUGUAAAAGUAGACAUUAUGUGGAGCUUGACGAUCUGUUAACACCAUACAAUAUACAUGACUUGGGUGUGCAAUCAAGUGACUGUGAUAAGAAGAAUAUAAAGGAAUAUGUAGGCAUACCACGCGAACCAAAAAUGAGGGAGGUGGGAAUGAAAUUCGCAGUAGGAAUGAUCGUAACAAUUCAUCCAGAACAUGAGGCAGGUGUGAUAAUUGCAUGGAAAAAGGACCGCACGUCUAACAGGGAAUCUAAGCAUCUACCUAGAUUAUACACGCUCCUUUGUAAAAAUGAGAGAAUGUGUUGCGUUUACGAAGACUGUUUAAGCAAGAUAAAUUUGCCGGAAUCUGUAAAUAAUAGCAAGAUCGGCAAAUAUUUUUCUGAAUUUAGAAGCACAUAUUAUAUGCCAAACGAGAUGCUGGCAAAUGAAUAUCCACAUGAUACAUUAUAUUUAUAUUUUUAGAUUAUAAUUAUGUAACAAAUUGUAGAUUAUAAUUAUGUAACAAAUUUUU
Ooceraea biroi (clonal raider ant) is the source of this 2211-nucleotide messenger RNA. Its product is annotated as F-box only protein 21. The record is from RefSeq and is a predicted model, not a curated record. Gene Ontology annotation, molecular function: protein binding. NCBI's taxonomy places the organism in Eukaryota, Metazoa, Arthropoda, Insecta, Hymenoptera, Formicidae.